Talaromyces amestolkiae is the source of this 930-nucleotide messenger RNA. RefSeq lists its product as uncharacterized. Gene Ontology annotation, molecular function: transmembrane transporter activity. Gene Ontology annotation, biological process: transmembrane transport. Bases 1 to 930 code for a protein of 309 amino acids. Gene Ontology annotation, cellular component: fungal-type vacuole membrane. The transcript has a single exon. The record is from RefSeq and is a predicted model, not a curated record. Lineage: Eukaryota; Fungi; Ascomycota; Eurotiomycetes; Eurotiales; Trichocomaceae.
AUGCUGCUUGCAGAAUGUACCGAAUACUGGCACUUCAUUCUGUGCCUGUCAAUCCUCGGGGGACUUUCCUCUGCCGUGAUUACAACGGUGUCUAUUGCUGUUCUGAGUCACUGGUUCCAACGUCGACGCGCGUUAGCCUCAGGCCUCUGUAUGGCAGGUUCUUCUGCAGGCGGUGCCGUCAUACCACUGAUACUGCAGGCGCUAUUUGCGCGAAAGGGCUGGAAAUUUGCUAUUCGGACCAUCGCUUUUGUUGCACUAGGUUGCUAUAUUUUAGGAGUCAUUAUGGUGCGCGGACGACUCCCCGGCCGCUCCAGUAAAGCCACUAUCGACUUUCGCGCUUUCCGAUCAUUGCGCCUAUGCUUUUUGACUGUGGCCGUGUUUUCAUUUGAGUUCAUCAUAUUCGGAUGUGCCGCUCUGCUACCGACAUACGUUCGUUUUGCCGGCAUGUCGACUACCGUACAAUUCUAUUCACUCACUGUUCUGAACAGCAUGAGUUUCAUGGGAAGAGUUCUACCCGGAUUUGCGGCCGAUCAAUUUGGUAGAUUUAACGUUCUGCUGUGUUUGGUUGUGAUGACCUUGAUUGUCAUGGCGGCUGUGUGGCUGCCGUGGGGAUCGCAUAAUGAUGCUACUAUCUAUGCCGUUGUGGCUAUCUUUGGCUUUAGCUCCGGUGGAUGGCUAUCGCUGGCACCAGUCUGUGCAGGACAGCUCUGUCGUACUGAAGAUUACGGGAGAUACUAUGGCACAAUCUACUUUGUGGCUGCGUUCGGGGUGCUUUUGACUGUUCCGGUGGGAGGUGAUCUGCUUCAGUCGACCUCACCGCAGGUUCUUAUUGGGUUCUAUUCGGCUGUACUGUUAGUUGGAUUUAUUGCUCUGGCACUGUCACGGUGGGCACUUUUGGACUGGCAUUGGAAAUGGAAGGUAAAAUUGUAG